This is a messenger RNA of Artibeus jamaicensis (Jamaican fruit-eating bat), 2302 nucleotides long. It is a transcript of the gene MED19, whose product is annotated as mediator complex subunit 19. Gene Ontology annotation, biological process: positive regulation of transcription by RNA polymerase II. Gene Ontology annotation, cellular component: mediator complex. Lineage: Eukaryota; Metazoa; Chordata; Mammalia; Chiroptera; Phyllostomidae. The record is from RefSeq and is a predicted model, not a curated record. Gene Ontology annotation, molecular function: transcription coregulator activity; transcription factor binding. The transcript has 5 exons. The coding region runs from base 101 to 835 and encodes 244 amino acids.
AGCGACUCAUGGAGGAAGAGGGCGGUACAAGGGGGAAAAGGAUUGUCCAACGAAAAUCUUUAGCGCCGGACCUCAGGACAGCGCCGGGGCAGAAGGAAAGAUGGAGAAUUUCACUGCGCUAUUCGGAGCUCAGGCCGACCCACCACCACCCCCAACCGCACUUGGCUUUGGACCAGGAAAAGCUCCACCACCACCUCCCCCUCCUCCAGGCGGUGGACCCGGCACGGCUCCGGCCCCCACCGCGGCAACGGCCCCUCCUGGUGCAGACAAGUCAGCAGCUGGUUGUGGUCCCUUCUACCUAAUGAGGGAACUGCCAGGCAGCACCGAGCUGACAGGCAGUACCAACCUGAUCACACACUACAACCUGGAACAUGCCUACAAUAAAUUCUGUGGGAAGAAGGUGAAAGAGAAGCUGAGUAACUUCCUGCCUGACCUGCCAGGGAUGAUUGAUCUGCCAGGUUCCCAUGAUAACAGCAGCCUCCGCUCCCUCAUUGAGAAGCCCCCUAUUCUUGGUGGUUCUUUCAAUCCUAUCACAGGGACCAUGCUGGCUGGCUUUCGCCUCCACACUGGCCCGUUGCCAGAGCAGUGUCGUCUGAUGCAUAUUCAGCCUCCCAAGAAAAAGAAUAAGCACAAGCACAAACAGAGCCGUACCCAGGAUCCUGUCCCCCCAGAAACACCAUCUGAUUCAGAUCACAAGAAAAAGAAAAAGAAAAAAGAAGAGGACCCUGAACGGAAAAGGAAGAAGAAAGAGAAGAAGAAAAAGAAGAACCGACACAGUCCAGACCACCCUGGUAUGGGCAGUUCUCAGGCCAGCAGCAGCAGCAGCCUCCGCUAACAGGACCACUGGACUGCCAGGACUUUUCCUGCCGUACUGAACCUACUGUCAAAAGCUGCCUUCCUGGCUCUUGGACACUGCCUUAGGAGCAUCCCCUGUGCUGGAACAGAAGCCAGUCCUACUGUGCUCAGUUAAGAGUAAUGCAUUAUGAGAAGGGCCAUGCUUUUGUAAGGUUCAGCCCAGCUUUUUCAUGGACAUCACUUCCUUUCUGAGGAAGUUUUCAUCUUUUGUGUAGUGUGUCUGAUUUAGGACCUUACCUGAUGUUAAGGCUUUUCUUUUAAAAAAAAUUUGCAUUUAUCAAACUGGCUGAAGUAUGGCUGCCUGUUAACAGAGGUAAGUGCCUUUCUGUGAGAGUCAGGGUUUGAAUGAAGGCAUGCUAAGGUCGGGGGGGGGGGGGGAUUCAUCAAUAGGAGGGAACCAACCAAAGUAAGAUUGGGGAACAUGGUCCAGAAGUUAGGCAGAGCUUAUUAAUAUCUUUCCACAGCAGACACAUAAUAUCUUGUCCAUAAUGUUGAGAACCAAACACCUGGAUGAUCUUCAGCCUCUAUCUGAAGAGUUCAUCCAUCCAGUUAGGGCUCAACUAUAUUCUAGGUCAAUUUUGUUUUAAAACAGAAUAGCCAACUGAAAAAGCACCCAUGAUCACCAGUGUACUUCAGCAGGUUGAUUCUUGGUCAGGCCCAUGAUUUUUUUAAGUGAUUAUCUGGCCAAAGGCAAAUGCUUCUCAUCUUUGAAGAACUUCUGACCUGCUUCAUUCCUUAGUUAAGAUGAAGUAUUUGGCAUGUGAAAACAUUUCUAAGCUUCUAAGAUAGCAACAAACAGGCAAACUGAACUAACAAAAUGUAAAAUUAAGUCCCUUUGAUCUUUACAACAGGCCAGGUAACUGAAGAAAUCUGAGAAAACCCAGCCGAAGGUAAUCUGACUUGAAACUAAGUUUGACAGAAGUUACAGUCUGUUACAGUCUGUUGAGCCAAGGUUAUUCCCAGAUCAGUAGGUAGAAGACCACUCAUUUAGUUCCAGUUGUAGUCUAGAAUUUCAGAGCCAGCGUUUAUAUACUUAAAGGGUUCUGGCUAGUUUUCUGAGGUUUACUGUCUAAGGAUGCCUAUUAAAAUCAGGCUACAGCCUUUUGCUUUCGCAAAGAGAAAAUAGGAGCUAACCAAAUUAACUGCCACCUGUGUGUACAGAAGGCCUUUAACAGGCUUUCAUACUUUGAUCAUCCACCAUCUCCCAUUGGCCACAUCCAAAAUGGACACACUUUCCAGAGACAAUUCUGUAUUAAGGAACAAGUGUGGCACAUAUCAGGAGUUCUCUAAGCCUCAAAAUGACAACUUUUAGUGGUUGGAAAUAAUUUUUUUUCAGGAAUUUUCAAAUUAAAUCACCAAGGGGGAAAAAAACAAGACCUGUUGUUUUUGAGUGGUUAUUUUCACUAUUUUCCUGCCUACAGAUGGGUCAGGACUGGAGAAGCUUAUG